Babesia sp. Xinjiang is the source of this 1164-nucleotide messenger RNA. RefSeq lists its product as uncharacterized. The coding region runs from base 1 to 1164 and encodes 387 amino acids. The record is from RefSeq and is a predicted model, not a curated record. The transcript has a single exon. NCBI's taxonomy places the organism in Eukaryota, Apicomplexa, Aconoidasida, Piroplasmida, Babesiidae.
AUGACCAUCACAGCUACCGGAUCUAGGCGUAUCCCGGUAGGAACCACGUUGGUGCGUAGCUGUACGACCAAAGGUCAGCGACUUGCCAAUGUGCUCCAGGCACACGUUGCAGUGGGUGUGUGCGAGGGUCGUGCGGACAAGGCUCCAACAUGUAAUGAAUGGAAGUACGUGGGUACACCCUCGUAUAACGCAUUAUUGGACGCUGCCCUGAAACGUCCUCGUAGACAAUGGUCAUAUGAACAGAACAAAGCCCCCAGGGCGCAGCAGCGCCGGGACACAUUGGAUCCCUUGAGUGAUGGCGAUCGGUGUACAAAGCACCGGUACAGUCAUACAGAGGAUGUAGGAAAUGGUCAUGAGGGGAAACUCGGUGCCAGCUCGGGAACAAGCUGCCAAGUGGAAUGCAGUACGGUACAACUUACGAAGCGAUUGCGACCAUCUAUACCAGAGCGUGUAGAUUCACCUAUUAGGCAACCAGAAUUGUCACUGGAGAAACAUGACGUCCCUCUCAGGAAAUGGGAGCUGGAAACCAUGGGCAGCCGCCACGGUAAUCUGGUCAACAUAGAUCAAAUUCACCAAACGAUCGACAAUUCGAACGACAGCGAUGGAAUCUACAAUCGGUUGGUUGGAGAGUUUAACACUUGUGGUGAACACAGCAGUGAAGUAGACGUACGAUUAGCAAAGGAACGGAGUCAACCAUGGGUCUGGGUAAACGCAAUAGAAAGGCCCGCCAUAACAAAUUGGUCCGAUACGCCAGAAAUUAAAUAUUUGACAUCUCAAGAAUCGUAUCAAAAUAUCACGGCAAAUGAGGCCCUUUUUGAUAUGUCAAAGCAAACGUCUCCUGUUCGCCGAGCGGAACAAUUUGAACAAGCUGUGCUUGGAGAAAAUGCUGAUCACACAAUAGCAAUGAGCGACACGGUAGAAGCAUAUUCCCCUAACAAAAUAUCAAUCGACGAUGGCACGCUGAAAGGUGAAGUAGAAUUGGAGCAGAUCCCAUUCUUAUUGCCGAUUGCCGAAGAGCUCCAAACUCGGGAAACUGGAGAACAUAGAAAGGAACACAAACAGAGCAAGAAACGAAAGGCGAAAUCAUCUCUCAAACCCAUCGACUUAGACACGAUGGCGGGAUUCUAUGUAGUUAAUGCAAGCACAGAUUGGGAGUUCGGUUAG